AUGUCCUGGCCUUUGGCAGCUACCGAGUCUCGCGAGUCGAGGCCUGGACUUGAUGCGUCAGAUGACUCUGGUUCGUGCCCGAGGCCGCCGGAUGCUGCCUUGUUGCCGCUCCGCAAGUCGCAGCACUCACUACCCGUGCUCGACACGGACUCCAUCCCAAGCCCCGGUGCCUCUACCUCUACUGCCGAGGAAAAGGUCGAGAAACCAUCGCGGGCAAAACAUCAUCCAUUCCGCUCAUACCACCCAACGUCAUCAAUUUCGCCCAAGUACAUGGUCCAAAAUAUCAAACACCAGACCAAGGCUUUGCCGUUGGAGCAGUCAACUCUCGACGAUGCCGAGUUUGAGGCCUUGACAAGGCUCAUGGACGAUAAACAGAAACGUACAGUGCCUGGUCUCAAAAGAAAGACAGCCUUCAGGGCACUGUACAUUUUAGUUAUUGCAAUCAUUGUGUAUUUCGCGCUGGUUGGAUGGCCCAUCUGGCCCGGCGCCGUGCUCUCCUUCUGGCGAUGGUAUGAGGGCGCGGCGGGCUCGCAGCACAUCUCUGGGCUGGUGGCCUUUCUCGUCGCGGGCAUGAUACGAGAUGUCCUCCCUCAGUUUCUCAGCAAGUUCGAGAGUCCAGCCGAGGAGACGACCGCGCACAGUGACCAGGGCGUGUCUCAGACCUGCGUCAUCAUUUCGUGUUACAAAUCCGCCGAGACGCUGCGCUCAACACUGCCGGCGUGUCUGCAAAUCUUCAGGCCCAACCAAGUCUUCGUCGUGGCCAACGGCAAUUCGAGCGUCCCGCUCGACAAUACCGCCGAUGUGUGCUCCGAGUUUGGGGUGCGGCACACUUGGCUUCCCGUGGGCAGCAAAAUCACCGCCCAGUUUGUCGGCGUCAUGGUAGGCACCGAGUUCGAGUACUGCUUACUGAUAGACGAUGACGUUCUGCUGCCGCCCAACUUGCCCAUCCCGACGCACUGCUUCACCGGCCCCGGCCGAGAGAGCGUGGCGUGCGUCGGAUACACCAUCAAGAGCGUGGGGUCCAGUUCGUCCCGCGGAACGAUCAUCCAGCAGGCCCAGGACCUCGAGUACAAGCUCUCGGGGCUGUCAAAGGUGUUCCAGGCCAAGUUCGGCGGCGCCAUCUUCCCUCACGGGGCCAUCUCCCUGUGGCGCCGCGACGUGCUUCAGCAGCUGCUACGCGGCCAUCCGGGGUACUCAAUCUCCGAAGACUGGUGGCUUGGCCACACGGCCAGGGCUGCCGGCUACAGCAUCAUGAUGAGCUCGUCGGUUUUUGUCGAGACUGAAACCCCGCCACGUCUCUUCCCGUACUGCCUCCCUCGCAAGCGAUCCUCGCGCUCUGGCUACGGCGAGAUGUCGGUCGUUCAGCAGCGCUUCUUUCGCUGGAAUUUUUUCUUCCUCUUUCGUGUCUGGUCAAACGCCAUGUAUGUGCUCUUCUGCUGGCGGCUGGGCUGGCGGAUGCUCAUCAUGAAGAUUUACGCCCUCGGAGAGAGCUACGACACGCUUCUCCUCCUAAUCACUCCGGUCUUUUUGCCCGUGGCCUUGGCGGCCAACUGGCGCUUGACGUUGACGCUUUGGUUCGGAACAAUCUUUGCGUACUUCAUCCUCUGUUGUUGGUUCAACAUUGUGCACCUGGGGCUUUUCAGACGCAAGGCUCCGACGGACGAGCGAGUGUCGUGGCUGGCACUCCCACCGUUCUUGAUCCUGAAAAUGCUCAUGAUCUUCGUGGCGGUAGGGAGCGUGUAUUGGUCUAUCUACCAGUACGCCCUGUUCUUCACACGGCAGCACCUCCGAGUCACUGAGAGCGUGCCGGCUUGGAAUGUAAUCAGAGAAAAGAAUACGAAAACGACCCUGGAGGAUCCUGAGCUCGGCGGCAUCGCGCCUGAUCACUCCGAGGAGAAGAAUUUGCAAGCAGUAUGUAGGGAAGCCAUGGGUGGGGAGUCUGGGAACAGCGAUACGGAAAGUCACAAGGUUGAAAGGUUGAAAGCCUGA
Molecule: messenger RNA, 1989 nt
Organism: Metarhizium album ARSEF 1941
Lineage: Eukaryota; Fungi; Ascomycota; Sordariomycetes; Hypocreales; Clavicipitaceae
Product: glycosyl transferase, group 2 family protein
Exons: 1
Coding region: 1-1989 (662 amino acids)
Source: RefSeq, a predicted model, not a curated record